Glossina fuscipes is the source of this 2281-nucleotide messenger RNA. It is a transcript of the gene Maf1, whose product is annotated as repressor of RNA polymerase III transcription MAF1 homolog. The coding region runs from base 1192 to 1878 and encodes 228 amino acids. The record is from RefSeq and is a predicted model, not a curated record. Gene Ontology annotation, biological process: negative regulation of transcription by RNA polymerase III. Gene Ontology annotation, molecular function: RNA polymerase III core binding. NCBI's taxonomy places the organism in Eukaryota, Metazoa, Arthropoda, Insecta, Diptera, Glossinidae. Gene Ontology annotation, cellular component: nucleus. The transcript is spliced from 3 exons.
UCGUAAAUAAUAAUCAAAGCAGUGGUAACACUUAUUUGCAAAAAUCAAUAAUUUCCACAGAAAUUUUUCUAUCCGCUGAAAAAGAUAUCAAAAAUCAGUUAAAUAAUUAGUUCAUUCCAAACUAUUUUACGCUAUUGCAAAUAGUAUGACAGUUUAUUGAAGUCGCUACUACUACGUAAAGUGGGUCUGAUGCCGUAAAAGAAGGCGCUUUUAAAUCUAAAAAACAAAAAUUUCUUUUUUUUAAAUCCCUUUAUAUAAUCAGAUAUUUCAAUUACAAGAAUGUCUUUAUUACGGUUAAUUGCGAAUAUGAGUGAUAUGAAAGAUUUAGAACAUUUAUAAAACACAAAGUGUUUUUGUGCAGAAGUGGAAGUGAUCAAAAUAAAGUGUUUUCGCUAAUAAAGAAAACACACACACACUUAUUAGCAAACAAAAAAGACUAAAAAGCAAUAAAAACUUGGUUUUUUUAGAAUACUCAGUGUAGUGGACAUAUAACUUACACAAGGGCAUACACAAACAAUCAAAUAAAGCCAAUUGCACAAAAAUCCAAUUGCAGUGACGCCAUUUUGAAAAACGUCACGCACUGAAUAAACAAAAAAGGAAUUAUAAGUUAAAAAAACUUUUAAGCAAAAGAAGAGACCAAUAUUUUGUUGCAAAUCGAGUUGUUCAAAGGUGUAAUGUUAGCUAAGCAGCAGAAGAAGCAACAAAAAUUCUUAAGCAAAGCUGAAAAUAGAAACGCAGUCAAAAAGAGAAUACUUGUACACCCUUCGACAAUGUUUAGAAACUUCAAUUGCGAAUUGAUGGAAACAGUUACGGCAAUGCAAAUCAUAAAUAAUAUAUCAAUAGCGACAUAUAGAGUUUUAGCAGGCAACAGAAUACCGUACCAACAACCGCGGCUGACGGGCAUCAACGCUUAAAAAGUGACGACGACCUUCUACUCCAAUUGGAACUGAAUUUUAUUGUUUUGAAAAAAAAGAGCAUAAAUCUGUAAACCCAAGACGAGGGCCAGGUGGUCGUUAAUUCACACAAUUUAGCUUGUUAAGUUAUAUGCAUCGUUAGACAAGUGAAGGUUUCAAAGCUACGAAAUAUUAAGAAGAAGAAAAAAAGAAACGGACUAGUGAAAAUCGUAGUAAUUUGGAUUGACGGUAUUCGUGCGUUCCUUAGAAUUGGGAUUUGCAUUGCAUAGUUAUCAGUAUGAAACUCCUAGAAAGUUCUCGUUUCGAAGCCAUCAAUAACGCAUUAUCUAUUGCUACUGGCGGCAGUACAAUUUUCGGACGCGUCGAAAGUUAUUCCUGUAAAAUGGUAGCCGCUGACAAGGCUUUAUAUAAACGUUUUACCGCGGAAACACAUGGUUACGGGCCACAUGACCUGCAGGCGCUUUCGCCGCCCCAAACUUUGGCAGAUCUAUCCCCAAAUUUUCACCGUAACAACAGCCAAUCUGGUGACGAAGGUGUUAUUCUGUGCGAUACAAUUUCGCGUAAGACCCUAUUCUAUUUAAUCGCCACAUUAAAUGCGUCAUUUGAACCAGAUUAUGAUUUCUCUGAAGCUAAGAGUCACGAGUUCAGUAAAGAACCAUCCUUGCAAUGGGUCAUGAAUUCCGUGCAUUCAAACUUAUCGGCUUUAGCUGGUGAUCAAUAUCAGGGUCUGAGACAACCAAUGUGGUCGGCUAUCGAUGAUGAAAUUAAUUUGCAUGAUUGUGACAUUUACAGCUAUAAUCCGGACUUAAGCUCAGACCCUUUCGGCGAGCCAGGCUGUUUAUGGUCAUUCAAUUAUUUUUUUUACAAUAAAAAGUUAAAGCGUAUUGUGUUCUUUACCUGCCGUGCAGUAAAUUCACUUUACGCUGGCGAAACGGAUGUUUCGAUAGAAGAUGAUUUUUAUUAAAUUGUUUGCAGAGAAAUGUAAAAACAUUUAAAGCAUAUACUUUACUAUUGGUAUUGUGAUGGUAUGACAAAAACUUAUUUAGAAAUUGUCUUAACCAUGACCAGGCGUUUAGCUUAAUAAUGCCAUUCAGAUAUACUUUUUUUUUUUUUGAAAAAUGGAAAAACCUUAGUUUUUAUUUGAAAUCUCAACUGUUGGUGUAUUUAUCGGCUCAAAGGCAGGUGAGAGCUGCGAUGUGAGAAUUUGUGCCUUUAAAUACGCGCGAUGCUUACAAAUUAAACAAUUAUUAUUAUAAAAUAACAUAUCCAUACAAUGUAGAUUUAGAAAAACAUGCUUGAAGCACCAGAUAUUGUAAUAGUUUUUAAUUGAAUAUGAAAUAUCUCAAGAACUAACAUAAAAUCGUUCG